Cercospora beticola is the source of this 822-nucleotide messenger RNA. RefSeq lists its product as uncharacterized. Gene Ontology annotation, molecular function: oxidoreductase activity, acting on NAD(P)H, oxygen as acceptor. Lineage: Eukaryota; Fungi; Ascomycota; Dothideomycetes; Mycosphaerellales; Mycosphaerellaceae. Gene Ontology annotation, cellular component: intracellular anatomical structure. The record is from RefSeq and is a predicted model, not a curated record.
AUGCCUCUCGCAAAGCCCACGAACGCUUCCAGCCCCGUCCUCUCACACUUCUCCCUUUCCGGCAAAUUCGCAGCAGUAACAGGCGGCGCAAGAGGAAUAGGACUCGAAGUCGUCCGCGGACUCGCAGAAGCAGGCGCCACAGUUGCCCUUAUCUACACAGCCAGCAAAGAUGCCGAAGAAACCGCAAAAUCAAUCUCCCAAGCAACAAACCAGAAAAUCAUACCCUACAAAUCCGACGUCCGAUCCAAAGAAACCAUCACCAAAACAAUAAACCAAAUUGCAUCCGAUUUCGGCCGCUUGGAUAUCGUUGUCGCAAACGCAGGAAUUGCAAGUCAUUUCGACAGUUUAGAGUAUUCUGAAGAUCAAUGGCGAGAUAUCAUGCAAGUGAACCUCGAUGGGGCGAUGUAUACUGCUCAAGCAGCCGGGAAGAUUUUUAAGAAGCAGAAAGAAGAGGAUGAUGGAGGGAGAGGUGAUGGGAGUUUCAUUUUUACGGCGAGUGUUAGUGCUUUGUUGGUGAAUGUUCCGCAGAAACAGGCGGCGUAUAAUGCUUCCAAGGCGGCGGUUGUGCAUUUGGCUAAGUGUUUGGCUGUGGAGUGGAUGGAGUUUGGGAGAGUGAAUUGUAUUUCGCCGGGGUUUAUUGAAACGGAAAUGAUUGCUAGUCAUCCUAAGGAAUGGCGGGAUAAGUGGUCGCAGUUGGUCCCAGCUGGACGUAAUGCUGAUCCAGCUGAGCUGAAAGGAGCGUACGUUUUCCUUGCCUCAGAUGCCUCAUCUUAUAUGUCGGGAGCCAACAUUGUUAUUGAUGGUGGAUACACUCUGCCUUAG